CCACAGUGGGCGGCCCUAGAUAACACGAAGCUAGGUUGAUUCACUCAGGGUGGGAAGUUGAUCCGCGUGUACUGUAAUGUGGUGCUGCUCUGACAGAGAGAGGUUCAUCAUACCUGGAGAGUUUCCCCAAGCCUGCCAUGACUGACGAAGAACACGUUUAGCUGUCAAAGACAUGGAAGGACAUGAGGAGGAGAGACUGUGUGGGAAAUGGAGGGUUGCCUGUGGUUUGUACAGUUACAACCUGAGGGACGUCUUCACAUGGCGCCUGCUGAAGACCAUCGUCAUGGGGCAGGUGUUGUCCCUGCUGAUCUGUGGGACCGCAGUGAGCUGUCAGUACCUGGCCAACGCUGGGGUGGAGACGCCCAUGCUGCAGAGCUUCCUGAACUACGCCCUGCUGCUGCUCGUCUACACGACCAUUCUCUGCACCCGCAAAGGUGACAGGAACAUCCUUCAGAUUUUAAAAACCAAGUGGUGGAAAUAUUUGGUGAUGGGAAUGGCAGAUGUCGAGGCAAACUAUGCAGUUGUAAAGGCCUACCAGUUUACCACCCUGACAAGUAUUCAGCUGCUGGACUGCUUUGUGAUCCCCGUGCUGAUGGUUCUUUCUUGGUUCUUUCUGAAGACUCGCUACAAGCUGGUCCACUUCCUAGCUGUGAUGUUGUGUUUGUUGGGGGUGGGGGCCAUGGUGGGCGCUGACAUUCUGGCUGGAAGAGACCAGGGAUCCACCAGUGAUGUGGUGCUGGGAGACGGGCUGGUCCUGCUCAGCGCCAUCCUCUAUGCUGUAUCCAACGUGUGCCAAGAAUACACAGUGAAGAACUUGAGCCGAGUCGACUUCCUGGGCAUGAUGGGCCUCUUCGGGACUGUCAUAAGUGGCAUACAACUAGCUGUUCUGGAGACUCGUGCAGUAGCAGCGAUAAAGUGGGACUUUCACAUCUCCAUGCUGUUUGCAGUCUACGUCCUGUGUAUGUUUGCGCUGUACAGCUUCAUGCCUGUGGUGGUGAAGAUGACCAGUGCCACUGCGGUCAACCUCUCUCUGCUCACCGCUGACCUCUUCAGCCUCUUCUGUGGCAUCUUCCUCUUCAAAUACAUGUUUUCCACCCUGUACAUCAUCUCGUUUGUCGUCAUCACAUUGGGUUUCGUCAUGUUUAACGCCGUUCCAACAUACUCUGCUUUACCGGACUCUGGUGAGGACGACCCAGCUGAAGCGUCUGGCGAGCGCACCGCUGAGAGCUCUUCAGACCACCUGCUGACAGCAGACAGAGAGACCGCCGUCGUCUCACUGUGACUGAAACUGACUGAAGAGAGAACUUCUCUGUUGUCAGAGGUUUUGUUGUUGCACAAGUACACAUUUUCUUGUACUUAAAAAGUUUUUAUUGAUUAAGUAUUUAGAAAUGCACUUGUAUGACUUGCCGUGGCGAUUAACAGUUUGAUAAUUCCUAUUUGUUACGUCAUCAAAUAUCUGUCACUGCACUUGUCCUGUUGUGUUAAGCACAGAAAAUGCACCAUUAGAACUAUUUAUUUUGUAUGAAAACUCACCAGUUACUUGUCAGUCUGUUGCAAAACAGCAAUCCCCUUUGACCACUGAAUCAUGUCUUUGUAUUGAAUUUUUUUCCAACACAGGCCAAUCACAAAGUUUAUUUUAUCAGUUGUUGCUGUCAGUUUAUUUGGUAAUAAGACAGAUACUCUGUAAAUCUCACGCCUUUCUUUGCCUUGUAUUGCCAAAUGUCAAUCAUGUUAACAUGAAGCAGUUUUACUUUUUUACUAUUAAAUUAAUUUUAUAUUGC
Messenger RNA from Acanthopagrus latus (yellowfin seabream), 1781 nucleotides. RefSeq names its product solute carrier family 35 member F2 (gene slc35f2). The coding region runs from base 173 to 1282 and encodes 369 amino acids. NCBI's taxonomy places the organism in Eukaryota, Metazoa, Chordata, Actinopteri, Spariformes, Sparidae. Gene Ontology annotation, molecular function: transmembrane transporter activity. Gene Ontology annotation, biological process: transmembrane transport. The record is from RefSeq and is a predicted model, not a curated record. The transcript is spliced from 9 exons. Gene Ontology annotation, cellular component: membrane.